AUGGGAUUGUGUAAACCUGCAAAUUGUAAUUUAUCAAAAAAUAAUAUAUAUGGUAUUUUACCUUAUAUAGCUCCUGAAAUUUUAGGAGGACAAAAUUAUACAAAAGCUGCAGAUAUUUACAGUUUUGGUAUAAAUAUGUAUGAAUUAAUUUCUGGAUUACCUCCAUAUUAUGAUUUAAGCCAUGACAAUUAUUUAGCAAUAAAAAUUUGUCAAGGACUUAGACCAAGAUUUAAUAUUAAAGUGCCCCAAUUAAUUGUUCAGUUAAUUAAAAGGUGUUUGGAUGCAAAUCAACUAAAUAGACCAACAGCAAUAGAAGUUAUUAAUAUUUUACGCAAAUGGCAAUAUAAAGAAAGUGAUAAUGAAACAGUUGAAUUACAGAAACAAAUCAAAGAAACAGAAAAAAUAAAUAACAAUUCACGAGUUCAUAUUAAGCCUUCAACUAGCUUGGGAAUAUCAUAUAAAUCACAUUCAGGGGCUAUUUAUACAAAAUCUUUACAAAUUAAUAUUUCUCAAUUGAAUAUUAAUGAGAACGGUAAAUAG
Messenger RNA from Rhizophagus irregularis DAOM 181602=DAOM 197198, 540 nucleotides. The record is from RefSeq and is a predicted model, not a curated record. Lineage: Eukaryota; Fungi; Glomeromycota; Glomeromycetes; Glomerales; Glomeraceae.